UUGAACUUUUUAGGUUAUCUUGACUGUUAACAACAUUCGAUAAAUAAUACAUUGUACCUUAAUUUAUAGUAUUCCACUAUUAUACCUCUAAUAAAACUUGGGUUCAACCCUGUUGUAUAGUGUAAUCAUGUCUUUAAACGAUUUAGACCCUUAUUAUAUUAAAUCUAUCAGUGCUCUUCAUUCCUACAGUUUUUUAAGUGGUGAACCGUGUGAUUUACAAAUAUAUCUGGAAGAUGCAAUAAAAAAUAAAUCGGGUUUAAAUAAGGAACUGUCGAGUAUUAUUUCUACUGCUGUUAAACAAAAUAGGCUAGAUGAAAUUAAACCUCAUAUUAAUGUGCUAGAAGAAAGUAAGACUGCCUCUAGUUCAGAUAAUGAAUUGGAAGAACUCAUGGAUCUCAUGUGUAUUGUUUGCAAUGAAAUGGAUGUAGGUGCAAGAAACCGCCUAUUGGAAUGCAGUGGUUGCCAUGCUCUGUAUCACCAAGAGUGUCACAGACCUCCCGUUACUUCAUUAGAGUCAGAUGGUACAUGGGUUUGUCAGAAUUGUAAGGAUGCUAAAAAAUUAAAGAGAAGUCCUAUGCAUGCAUCUCCAUCUAGGGUUCCCUCCCCUUUGUCAUCUUCUUCAUCUAAGUUGAAACUUUCAACCUCUCAGAUUAGAAGCAGUACUUCACCUUUGUAUAAAAGUGGUGGAUCUAAUAAGUCUUCACCAAUUUCUUGGGAAGAAACAUCAGGCAAAUUAUCUCAUUCUGGAAAAUCUCCUUCUAAUAUUUCUUCUUCAAACUGCGUGACUCCUAAUAUUAAUAUCAUAAGUGCAGACAAAAGACUUCAAAUUAUAAAAAAGAAAGCUGCUAAAUUUCAUGACAAGCGUAAAUAAUAAGUUUUAUUACUUUUAUAUGUUGUUACAUAAUGAGUACUAAUAAAUGUAAUAUAUUUAUAACUGUUUAGGAUUGUCUAGAUAUUAUCACAUUAAGUUAUAAACAUAAUUGUAAUUUAAACUUUUUAAAAAAUUAAAA
Molecule: messenger RNA, 1010 nt
Organism: Agrilus planipennis (emerald ash borer)
Lineage: Eukaryota; Metazoa; Arthropoda; Insecta; Coleoptera; Buprestidae
Product: integrator complex subunit 12
Exons: 4
Coding region: 128-871 (247 amino acids)
Source: RefSeq, a predicted model, not a curated record